Molecule: messenger RNA, 1997 nt
Organism: Dreissena polymorpha
Lineage: Eukaryota; Metazoa; Mollusca; Bivalvia; Myida; Dreissenidae
Product: nicotinamide riboside kinase 1-like
Exons: 7
Coding region: 277-861 (194 amino acids)
Cellular component (GO): cytoplasm
Source: RefSeq, a predicted model, not a curated record
GCACAGAAAUCAAUUCUUCGGGAAGCAUGGCGGACAAGUCACACAUUCAGAACGACCAAAAUGUGGACAUGAGUUUAUCUGAAGAAGUUGACCCCACGCCAGUUGAACAACCAGAAAGAAAAAUUACUCAAACGGAUCACUUAAACAAAAAACUACUUUCUGCGUUUUUAGACCAGAUCAAUAACAUAGAGGCAGAGAAUCCCGACCGGAAAUUGGAGGAAGCUCAGGGAGAGGGGUCGAAAGACGAGUGGGAGGACAAACAGUGACCAACACGUGAUGGCAAGCCAGAUGGGAAAGGUGCUGGUAAUUGGAAUUAGUGGAACAACAAACAGUGGCAAAUCUACACUAACACGUAACCUGCUGGAUAAACUGCCAAAUGCAGUGUCCGUUUGCCAGGACACCUACUUCUUACCGCCUGGGGAUGAUAGACUGGCGCCCCUUUACAUACAAGAACUUGACCAUCAUAACUGGGAAGAUUACCGGGCCCUUGAAAUGGAAAACAUGGUUGCUGAUGUCUUCAAUCUUUUCAAUCAUUCAGGCAUGGCAAACAAAGGCGACUGUAUUGUCAUUAUAGAAGGAUAUACCAUUUUUGGCUGGCAACCCCUUGCCAAACUGUGUGAUCUCAAGUACUUUCUUCCCAUUGACAGAGAGCUCUGCUGGCAGAGACGACGCUUCAGGAAUUACAAUCCACCCGACAAGCCAGGCUAUUUUGACAAGGUUGUGUGGCCCAUGCAUCUCAAACAUCUUGAGCUUAUUAAAGACGAUCCCAACAUUGUGUAUCUAGAGGACAGCUGCCUAGAAAACAGAGUGUCAAGGAUUCUGGAAGAUAUUAACAAGUGCCUGUGCUCCCAUCAGCAGUAAAAGUAGCAGAGUUGUGCACACCUGUACCAUCACUUGAUCAUCCUAUAUUGAUACAAAAAGUGGUGUUGAUGUCAAGUUAGUGGUGUCUCUACUCACCCCGCCACAGUUACAGUUCUAACAGUUUUGUUGUUGAUGCAUGCUGUUAUAUUUCACAUUCCUUUGUUACACGCCAGUGUUGGUGGUUGGAUUUUACAGUUAUAUAAUGAUAAACAUACUUUAUGAUUGGAGAGUGGUUACAGGUGAAUGCCUUUGCUCUGUAGUUAUACUCAAGUGUUUGACAUUAAAUACAUUAAAAAAUCUGUUGAAGCAACACAAGUGGGAUGAUGAAAAGGCUAUUACACUGUUAUACUAGCUUUGUAUAAAGUUGCAGACUUGAAUAGAGCUUUGUUGCGUGUUAAUUGGUACUAUAAUGAUUAUUAAUUGCAUGUGUAUGACAAAAAUUACAGUGGCAUGCACAAAGCUCAGUAUGUAGGAAUAUAACACACUUUUGUGAACUAAGCUCCUCUUACUGCUUUGCAGAUUUCAGUUCAACUUUGAAUUUGUGAUUUUCCACCUUAGAAGGUUUAUAAAUAUAAAUUUGUGGAUACAAACAUUAGUGUUGAUGAAACACCCUUUGUGUUAAAACAUGUGCCAACAAUCAUGCAUCGAGUCCCUGGUGUCACAACUGACCAUUCCCUAGACGUCCCAUGUUAUAGUUUUUUAAGGAAAUAUAUUUUUUUGUAAACCACUGAGAGGGUCAGUGGUUUAGAUUUGAUGUAAAGGCUUGUUUAGUAAAUAAAGCAAAUAUCUGAAACAACAAGUUUUAUAGUUUUGAUAUUUUGUAAGUUGCAUUUGAUAGAGGUUGUUUACAAGGUAUGAUUUUAUAAUGCCCCUUGGGUCCAGACUGACCACAUCCCUUGGGCCACACCAUAAAGAUAUGUGUAAAUAUUAAUAAUAAUCUGUAACUUACAGGGUUAGUGAUUUAUAUUGGUGUGUAACAUCGUAUACAUCAAGCACAUAGAGUUAAAAUGGCCAUGCAUGUUGCUGUCUUUUUGGCGAAAACGUAAGUGUUAAGUGUUAAAACUUAAGUUGGUUUUGUGUUUUGUGUAUUAUACAUAUUUUUAUUUGUAUAAACAAAUGGAUAUUUUAAUUGUUAA